CCUGCCUACACCAACCUGUCUACAUCCACCAUCCUGCCUACAUCCACCAUCCUGCCUACAUCCACCAACCUGCCUACAUCCACCAACCUGCCUACAUCCACCAACCUGCCUACAUCCACCAUCCUGCCCACAUCCACCAACCUGCCUACAUCCACCAACCUGCCUACAUCCACCAACCUGCCUACACCCACCAACCUGCCUACAUCCACCAACCUGCCUACAUACACCAACCUGCCUACAUCCACCAACCUGCCUACAUCCACCAACCUGCCUACAUACACCAACCUGCCUACAUCCACCAACCUGCCUACAUCCACCAACCUGCCUACAUCCACAAACCUGCCUACAUCCACCAACCUGCCUACAUCCACCAACCUGCCUACAUCCACCAACCUGCCUACAUACACCAACCUGCCUACAUCCACCAACCUGCCUACAUCCACCAACCUGCCUACAUCCACCAACCUGCCUACAUCCACAAACUUGCCUACAUCAUCCACAAACUUGCCUACAUCCACCAACCUGCCUACAUCCACCAACCUGCCUACAUCCACCAUCCUGCCUACAUCCACAAACUUGCCUACAUCCACCAACCUGCCUACAUCCACCAACCUGCCUACAUCCACCAACCUGCCUACAUACACCAACCUGCCUACAUACACCAACCUGCCUACAUACACCAACCUGCCUACAUCCACCAACCUGCCUACAUCCACCAACCUGCCUACAUCCACCAACCUGCCUACAUCCACCAACCUGCCUACAUCCACCAACCUGCCUACAUCCACCAACCUGCCUACAUCCACCAACCUGCCUACAUCCACCAACCUGCCUACAUCCACCAACCUGCCUACAUACACCAACCUGCCUACAUACACCAACCUGCCUACAUCCACCAACCUGCCUACAUCCACCAACCUGCCUACAUCCACCAACCUGCCUACAUACACCAACCUGCCUACAUACACCAACCUGCCUACAUACACCAACCUGCCUACAUACACCAACCUGCCUACAUCCACCAACCUGCCUACAUACACCAACCUGCUUACAUCUACAAACACAUCUAUCUGA
Messenger RNA from Physella acuta, 1074 nucleotides. Its product is annotated as hepatitis A virus cellular receptor 1-like. The record is from RefSeq and is a predicted model, not a curated record. NCBI's taxonomy places the organism in Eukaryota, Metazoa, Mollusca, Gastropoda, Physidae.